This is a messenger RNA of Brassica rapa (field mustard), 7682 nucleotides long. Its product is annotated as NAC transcription factor 47. Gene Ontology annotation, molecular function: DNA binding. The record is from RefSeq and is a predicted model, not a curated record. Lineage: Eukaryota; Viridiplantae; Streptophyta; Magnoliopsida; Brassicales; Brassicaceae. Gene Ontology annotation, biological process: regulation of DNA-templated transcription.
GUAUUUUUGUAUUAUUUAAAACACUUUCAUACAACUACUUUUUUGGUAGUUGGUUUUCUUUACGAUUGCUUGCUUAUCUUUUGUUUAUUUUUUUUUUUUUUUUUUGAUAAAAUGUUAAAUUUUAUACCAAUUUUAAGAUUUUUUACAGAAGUUACAGAGGCACAACAAAGAAACCAGAAAAAAAGAAAAUAAAAGAGCAAAUUAAAACUACAAACAGAGACUAUGUUGUAAAACUACAAACAGAGACUAUGUUGUAGGGAGUACAAAUACUCAAAAUAAAACUACAAACAGAGACUAUGUUGUAACAAAUUUAAAGAGACAUAACCAAGAAGAUAAAGCACACAUUUUAGCAAAUUAACCAGGAGAUCUCUGAUGAGGAAACACCGAUUCCAAGCUUCCAAACCUGGAAAUUUGUGUAGUUGCCACAGUUUCGAAAAACUGGAGUCCCCAUCUUAGUUGCCACGAGCACCUCAGAGAAAGGCCCAUCCUCAAAACCUUGAAUGCAGAGACUACCUACAGCUUCUCCGAGGACUAACACAAAAACGAAACCAAAACAACAACCCUCAAACCACUGGCGGCACGGGAGCUUCUACGGACAGUCAGAGAGCCGCCUCCAACCGUCACCCUCGAACUAGAAAAGCCACGAGGAUCAUCUCCCACAGUAGAAAAGAACUGCUUAAAUCAGGAUCGCCGCCUCUACUCCACACCAAAUCACCACCGGAGCUUUAACGAGACUCAACACUCUCGGAAUCUGUCACCAAAUCCGUCAAACAAUAGUCGAAAACUAAACAAACAACCUGAGAUGCGAAGGGGCCACACCGGAUCUAACAUAGAUCUGAUUAUAAAAACGGAGAGCAAACAACUGGGGGUAGAGCUCUGAAAUCUACAUCCACUGAAGCAACCUCAUAGCCGUCACCAUGAGAGCCCUCGCCGCUAAAACUCAAACCAUAGAGAUCCGCCCAAGCCGCAACCCGACGUUGGAGAAGACACAAGCGGCAGAGACAGUAGCCACCAAUCCGAGGUGAGUCGUCUUGUUCCAAUCACCAGACCUUCACCAGCCACGGGAUAGUCCUCACAUCCCCGCCAUCUGGCUAAAACCGGCGUUACAGAAAACAGACGAGCCACCAUCUCAACCCAAAGGAGGACAAGAGGACAAGAUCAGCAAGGCAUAUGAAUAGGCGGUGAGCCGCCAAAGCGCCACACACGGAACCGCCCAGAUCUACCGCACAAGCUGCCGGAAAACCAUCUCGAAGCUGUGCCUUCUCAUCUUCCCUGCUGAAAACUGAGCAAACAAGGAAGAAGCCGACUAGCCGAGAGAAAGAGAAAAGAGAAGGCUUCCCCGGACGGAGGCGAUGAGCGCCAACCGCCGGAGAAGCAGAUGAUGGCUCGAAGAAAAAAAAAAUGCGGCGGCUCAAGUUUUGGGAGAGAACUCUAAAAAAUAGGGCGAACUCUUUCUUCCUUCUUAUCUUUUGUUUAUGCUUAUGCGUUCGUGCAUGUAUAGUAUUCACAAUCAGUAAGUUUUCUAACGUUGUUGUCACAUUGUUUGACUAAUGAAAUGACACUACAUGUACGAUGCAAAAGCUUGAAAAUAAGAAGAUCAUAAAGAUAAAGGUAUAACGUAGUUGUCGAAUUCUCGUCCACGAAUUUCGCAAUAUAAGAGUAGUCUUGGUUAGGUUUGUUACUUGUGAGGCCUUUAUUUCUAAUAAUAAUUAAGAGUUUCACGUUGAAAACAAUGUGGAACUUAAUUCAUUACCAUUUGGCUUUAAUCACACUGGAACUUCAGAAGAUUGAUAUACUGUUUUUCCUUUUUGAAUAAUAACUCAAGUAAGGAGCAGAUUAACUCAUCCCUUUUCAUAUUGUUACGAUGCCAGAUACCUUAUAUCAAUCAACUAUCAGGUCAUUGUAAUACCUUUAACGUUUUUUGGCAUAAUAUUAUUUAUAUAUGAGAUAUUUUCUUUUUGCAAAGUGGUAUAUUUGAAAAUUAUGUGAUAAAAAUGUUAAUAUUUUACCCCUUAAAUAUUUCUUUAACUUAUAAUUGACAGUCAUGUCAUACCUUUCGGUAAACUAAAAGGUUCAAUUAUUGGUUACUUUAUCGCACCAUUAUUAAUAUGAAUAGCUGAAAAAACAACAACUGACGCGUACAUACAAUUUUAGGGGAAAGAAAUCAAAAUCAAAAGUAUUUUUGGUGGAAACUGGCUUAGCGUGUGGUUUGCAUGUGUGUGAAUGCCGCCGUGGCAUGUCAUUGUCAUUUAAGAACUUUAUUUAUCUGAAUUAUGUAUGUUUAAUACAUUAAUCUAGUGGAGUUCAUUAGCUUAUUACAUUACGUUUUUAAAGUAAAGGUUAAUUAGCAGAUCAUGUGGGUGUUUAUGAUUCCACGUUUUCUUUUUGGGGAGAUUCAAAUUAUAAUUUGGUUUGCAUCCCACCAAGAAACAUAUCAAAUUAAGAUUUGUUUAAUAGUUGCUUCAGUAGAGAAAACACGUAAUUAGUUAUAUUUUAGCAUUAAGCCAUAAUUAUUGUUUUUUGUCAACAAAUUAUUGUCCUUUAGUCACACAUGUUCAAGAGGCAGUGGUCGAAGGUUACUUUUAAAUUUUGGAUUUUAUUCAUAGUUUUGUGAUAGUUCUUAUCUCAUCCUAUCCGAUCAACAUAUUGGUUUUUAUCAUUACGACUUGGUCGAUAACAACAUAAAACAAAUUAUCAAACAGUUUUUAGGUUCGAUUGCAUUUUAGUUAGUAGAUACUCUUCAUAAUUUAACAAUCAUAUAUAUAUCCUACUAUAUAAAAGGAGCUAAAUCCUAGCUUUUCUAAAGGUGCCACAAGGACAAAAUAAUCUCUACCUAUUAAACUGCCAUGUCACUAGCGGGCUGGGCUUCAAAUUAAAAUUGCAAUAAAAGAUUUGGACUUCGAUGUCGCUUACAAAAUUUUCGGUUUGUCUACGAUUUGCCGGUGAGCCAGGUAAAGAAAAAUCUCGCAGCCCAACCCAUUAACCCAAAUCGCCGUCUUCGUAAAACUAUUUCCUUCGGACAAUUACUUAUUUCAACUGUCAAACUAUUUUCUUUUGAAUUUUCUAUUUAUUCAGAUAAUUUAUUAUUUCUUCUGUUUUCUUUAACAAUGUGUGAACCGGCUAAGUUUCCUUUCAUCUUAAAAUUGUCCGCCCAAGAUAACACAACCCCUUCAUUUCAUACACAGUCACUAUAAAUUUCUAAAAAAAAAAGCCUAAAUUCUACUAUCAAACCCACCCAACAAAUUUACAACUACCAGUUCCAAUUACUCAUGCUUCGACCUCAUUCAAAUAAUUAUGGGCCAGCCUACUUUAAUUUUUAAAUAACCAUGUCAAUAAUAUUUAAAAAAAACAAACAAACCAUAACUAUGUUCACUUCAAAAAAAUAUAAAAUUAAUAAAAGAUGGGCAAUACAAAAUAAUUAUCAUUCUUAUUUGUGUAGAACAUGCAGCAGAAGAUCAAAACAAUUGGGACGACACCCUCGAACCGCAUCCAAUAAUCGUUAGGAUCAUUAGUAUGUGGCCCAUCACAAAUCACAAAAAUAAAAAUGCUUUCUAAGAACAAUUUUCAUUUGUCUUGACAUUCAGGUUUGUCUUAAAAAUACUUACUUUCAAUUAUUCCAACUACAUUUCAAAUAAUGACUUUUAACCACUAAACAUGAACAAAUAAUGGAAGGGAUGGUGUCUGUUUCUACGUCUGACACAAUCUACCAACGCUUCGAGAAAGGGAAAAUUUAUCAUAUUAGAUAUUUUAAUCUUCUUCCCAAUAACCAACAGUACAGGCUUACCGUUCAACCAUACAUAAUCAAUAUCAAUGAGACAACAAUUAUUACACUGAUUCAAGAAAACAUUUCACCGAUUCCUUCAUACAUAUUCCGGCCCCAACGCUACCACCAGUUGAUCAGCUUAGCAAAUGCAACCAACUUCCUCCCAAAAAAAACCAAUAGCUCUCUCACAUACAAAUAAAUACUAAAUUUUUGUCCCUAAAACCAAAUUAUUCCUACAGAUGUUGUUGGCCGCAUAUGCUUCAUCUAAGGAAGUGAUUUAUAUAACUACUACACAUAUUCAAAAAUCAUCAUUGGAUUGCGUUUAGACAUGUACUAACUUUUUAUUAAAUAAUAAUUGAUUUACAACUAAACAAAAUAUAAUACAAUAAUUAUUUGUAGAUCAAAAUUGGUACGUCUAACUUUAUGGGACAAGGAAGCGUCGAAUUUCAGGGAGUUAAAUCACAUAUAUACCAGGAAAAACCAAAUUGUAAUCAUCACAAGUAUCAUUCCACGGUUACAUGAAGGUAAUAAACUAAACAUAAAGUUUAUGUCAAAAUAAAUGCUUACAUAUAUUUGACUUUUUCAGGAAAACUAUCACUCACAACCACACCUGGAUCCCGCUUCUACUUGACAACGAUAUUGGUAUCAUAUAACGCUUCCAAAAGAGGAAUAAACUGAUAUCCUAAGCCUCAUAGCAAACGACACCAGCCAACUUUUAAAAAAUUUACGUUACCACUUCCUAUGUCAAUUAAAUAGCCACACUCAAAUACUAUUUUCUCUUACGAAUAUUGAAUUCCUCAAAACAAUUUAUUAUUCAAAAACUAUGUCAACGUCUUCGCAUUAUAAAAUAAACAAAACAUAACUUAUCCUUUCAGAAACUUCACCACUCUCAAUUUUAAUUGAACUGGACUUUUAUUAAACAUGUAAUCCGCGCGAAGCGCGGACACCGACCCUAGUAUAUAUAUAAGUUAUAUCAAAUAUUUCAAAAAAUUAUAUACGCAAUAUAAAAUUAUCAAGAGAGAAUAUACAACUUGGGUCCGAUCCGAUGAGAAAAAUAAAAUGUUUUAUAUUCAUUUUCAAGUCUAUGCUCGCAUAUAUAUUACUUAUACAUAUUAGUGCACAAUUGGACAAGCCCAUGAUGAUAUAUCAAAAAAAUAAAGAGUAUGCAGAAAACAAUUGUCUUAUAUAUGUUUGUUUUCAUUAUAAAGUUGUUUUGAUCUUUCUUAUUGUUUGAAAGAAAAAGGAAAAAUCCCUUUCGGAUUUAACAUUUAUAUUAUUUUAUACAUUUUUUUUUCAUUAUCAAUGAAGAUAAUUGUUAUAGGGAAAAUUCAUAAAUCAUAUAAAGCCGCUGGCAUCGGAUAUCAAAGAAUAUGAUAAUAUUUCAAUGUUCACCGAUUUUAAUUUCAAUAUCAUGUUCUAAACAUAAUAAACAAGCCAAACAAAAUGAACCAGCUAGUUACCAGUCUCAUAAUAUUCGUAUCCUUAAUUCUACAACCAGAGAGGAAAAUAAUCUCCUUGUAUGCAAGUUGAAGUCGAUAUAAACAUGUGUACUGCAACAAAUUCAUUCAAUGUUUUUUUUCCCUUAAAUUAUCAACUUUUCUCAAAAUAAUAGAGUAGUAUAUGAUGUUUGCGUCAGCAGCCGCAUCUGGCCUUACGUGAUAUGGUUAGGACAAAAGUAAAACUAACCAAUCAGCUGAGAUCUCGGAGGACACAGCUUCUCGUUAGGGUCCACUUCUCCAACAGAACUCUUCAAUUAUUCAUACCCAAUACAACGACACAAAUAAGUUUAUACGACUAUCUAAAUAUUUGAAAAACGGAACAUUUUUCUUUUUUGAUUAAAGGGUUUAAAACGGAACAUUUUUUUCAUACUUUUGUCCUUAUAGACGCUUUUCUAUUCUUUAGGAAAAGAAUGAAAGACUACUUCUCAGAAAUUUUAUAUACGAUUUUUUUGGAUUUAAUAGCUAAAAUGGAAAAAUCCCAACAUAUUAUAUACCACUACAAAUUUUAAUUAAUUUGGAUUGCAUAUUUUAAAAUUUUGAAGUCCAAAUAGUACGAACUUCCUGACUAGUCAAUCUUUAUAAAGUACAUACAAAUAGCUAUUCCUUACAUGGUGCACCAAAAAAAACUAUUUCCUCACAUAAAAGUCUAAUUAGACUUAAAUGAUAAAUAUUAUUAUGAGAAUAGAUAAACAACAUGCACAAAACACCACGAAUUUGACAAAGAUAUAUAUUAUUUAUUCUAGUUUCUGUUCAUAACACAUGCUCGAUUCUGAUGACGAUAUUUGCUAGCUUCUCGUCAUAAAUAAAUUCUGAUAACUUAAAAAAAGAAAAUAUUUUAUUUGGUUGGAAAAUAAUUUGAACUGGUUUAUUUCUUUUAAUCGACUACUUUAACAUUUGUUUUUGGACCUUUUCUAACUUUAUAUAAAAUAAGAUUCUGUAUUUUCUUUUGUUUUGAAUUCCUAAUAUAUUUAAUAAAAAUAUACAUAUAGUAGUACUAAAAGACAAAACUCCACGCUCCAUAAAUUGCCUAGCAACCUGCUCUACAAAAAAUUUCAAUCUUUGGCUCACUUCUUCUUUGCCUCGUUUGGCUCUUUGCUCCUCACCAUAAUCAAAACAGUCUUUCUCUUCUGUUGAUCUCUCGUCUCUUCAAAAUUCCAUAUAUAUAAGAUUCUUAAGAUCAUACAAAGAAAUAAUGAUAAGCAAGGAUCCAAGAUCAAGUUUGCCACCAGGGUUUCGAUUUCAUCCAACUGAUGAAGAACUCAUUCUCCAUUACCUAAGGAAGAAGGUUUCCUCUUUACCAGUCCCGCUUUCGGUCAUCGAAGAUGUCGAUAUCUAUAAAUCUGAUCCAUGGGAUUUACCAGCUAAGGCUCCCUUUGGAGAGAAAGAAUGGUAUUUUUUCAGUCCGAGGGACAGGAAAUAUCCAAACGGAGCAAGACCAAACCGAGCAGCUGCGUCAGGGUAUUGGAAAGCCACCGGAACAGAUAAAUUAAUUGCGGUACCAAACGGUGGAGUUAAUGAAAACAUUGGUAUAAAAAAAGCUCUUGUGUUUUAUAGAGGAAAGCCUCCAAAAGGUGUUAAAACCAAUUGGAUCAUGCAUGAAUAUCGACUUGCUGAAACCCUAUCGCCCAAAAGAGUGGACCAUUCGAGCGACAGCCAAUUCAAUAGUCUUGGAGACAGGAGUUUGAAAUCUAGAGAAUACUCUAUGAGGCUGGAUGAUUGGGUUCUUUGCCGGAUUUACAAGAAAUCACACAUUUCACUGUCACCACCACAUGUUGCUACUGAUACAAGCAACCAAGAACAUGAGGAAAAUGACAAAGAACCAUUCAUAGUCAGCGAAACCCUCUUGCCAAAUUUGGAAAACAAUCAAACACUUAAACGCCAGAAGUCUUCUUUCUCGAACUUAUUAGACGCUACAGAUUUGACGUUCCUCACAAACUUUCUAAACGAAACUCCGGAACAUCAUACUGAACAAGAGUUUUCUUUCAUGUUUGAAAAUUUCUCAAACCCUAACAUCUACGGAAACCCUUACUUGGAUCAAAAGUUACCUCGGUUAAGCCCUCCUAGUUCUGAGACCAGCUUUAUCGGAAACAAAAGAGAAAGAAUGGAUUAUGCAGAAGAAACGACGAGCACUUCCAAGAAGAUGAUCAACAACUUUAGUUACAAUAUAUAAUAGCAUAGAUCAUUUGGAUCAUAGUAUGGUUCAACAAUCUAGUUUUAUGAAUCAGGAACUUGAUGAGUCCUCCUCUUCCAUAUAAAGGUUAGAGAGGAUGGUGUUUUCAAAACAUAUUACACGAAUUAGGGACCAUGAUAUAUGGUUAAACGUAGGAAUUGUUAUAGUAUGAAAUUUCCAAAGUAUUGUAGGGGAUCAUAUGAUAUAUAAGCUUUAUAUAUAUUGAAAUAAUGUUAUCUUUUGCAGUUCA